This is a messenger RNA of Amaranthus tricolor (Joseph's coat), 1352 nucleotides long. Its product is annotated as NAD(P)H-quinone oxidoreductase subunit 1, chloroplastic. Gene Ontology annotation, molecular function: NADH dehydrogenase activity. Gene Ontology annotation, cellular component: membrane. The transcript has a single exon. The coding region runs from base 1 to 567 and encodes 188 amino acids. The record is from RefSeq and is a predicted model, not a curated record. Lineage: Eukaryota; Viridiplantae; Streptophyta; Magnoliopsida; Caryophyllales; Amaranthaceae. Gene Ontology annotation, biological process: aerobic respiration.
AUGAUAAUUGAUAUAACAAAAGUACAAGCUAUCAAUUCUUUUUCCAGAUUGGAAUCCUUAAAAGAGGUUUAUGGGACUAUAUGGCUGCUUUUCCCUAUUUUGAUUCUCGUAUUGGGAAUCACAAUAGGUGUACUAGUAAUUGUGUGGUUAGAAAGACAAAUAUCCGCAGGUAUACAACAACGUAUUGGACCUGAAUAUGCCGGUCCUUUGGGAAUUCUUCAAGCUCUGGCGGACGGAACAAAACUACUUUUUAAAGAAAACCUUCUUCCGUCUAGAGGGGAUACGUAUUUGUUUAGUAUUGGACCCUCUAUAGCAGUUAUAUCAAUUCUACUAAGUUAUUCAGUAAUUCCUUUUGGUUCUCGACUUGUUCUAGCCGAUUUAAGUAUUGGUGUUUUUUUAUGGAUUGCCAUUUCAAGUAUUGCUCCAAUUGGACUUCUUAUGUCAGGAUAUGGAUCAAAUAAUAAAUAUUCCUUUUUAGGUGGUCUACGGGCAGCUGCUCAAUCAAUUAGUUAUGAAAUACCAUUAACUCUAUGUGUGUUAGCAAUAUCUCUACGUGUGAUUCGUUGAAACAUGGGUCUACCCUUGCCUCAUUUCUUUUUAUUUUGGGUUUCUAAGAAUAAAAAUGAAAUGGAUUGAAUAGUAUCUUCCUUUUUGUUAGUUACUGAUCGGGUUGAUAAAGUAAACCAGAUAGUUAGAUGAGUGAAAGAAAACAGCUUUCAAAUUUGCAGUAAAAAGUUGAAUCUCAUUGCCUAUGUACAAGGGUUAAACAAAAAUAAACAUAAGCCGUCAAGGCUGUUUCCCCCAAGAUUGGUUAUCCUGACUUGAAGCGGGUUGAAACGAAUUAUGGAGUUUUUACUUUCUUUUUUUUUUCUCUGUAUAAAAAUGGAUGAUAUGAAUUACCAUAGAGGUUGAAUAAACAUGAGUGGAUGAUUAGGAACACCAAAGUACACAAAGGAUUUGUAUGUAAUAGAGAUUGUGUAACUUAUCCGACGAGAUAUUUUUACAUAAAAUAAAUACGAAUUGAGACUUUAAAUUUGUAGAAAUGAUCAAGUAGUACUCCCACAAAUUCCGAUCCAGAGUAUGCUCCUAUCCACUGAUUAAGUGAAUAACUAUCAGGAACGAAGUAAUCUUUUACUUUUUUAUUUUAAGACUAAAAAAAAUCCAGGAAAUAAGAGGUCGAAAAAAAAAAGAUAAUAUGAAUAUAAAAAUAUAAAAUAUAUAACUGGAAUUAUAAAAAAAUAUUUUUCCAAUAUCCAUAUUCAAGCAUUAAGUUAUUACUAAAAAAAAAUGGAAAUUCUUGAAAGUUAGUUAAAGUAAAGGAUGAGAUCAAUUCCGAAGCAUUUGUUAGAGCA